UCUUCUUCUUCUUCUUCUUCUUCUUCUUCUCUAUCUCUCUAUAUAUACAUAUAUUAAACUCAAUUCAUCAUUUCAUCAAGCGUUUAUAUUAACUCAUGGAAUUCAAACCAAUGGAUGCCUCCUCUCUCUGCCUUGAUCUCUCUGUUGGUCCCUCGUUCUUCCUCAUCAUCACCUUUGAGAGAAUCACAUAAAGAAGAAACCAAGUCUCUCAUCAAAGAAGAGGUUGGAGCAUUGAGAGCUGAGUUGAAUAGAGUGAGUAAAGAGAAUGAAAAGCUCACUGAGAUGUUGCAAACCAUGUAUGUAAACUAUAGGUCACUACAAAGUAAGAUGGCUGAGUUAAUGACUGAGUCAUCGGAGAAAAGAUCGGUAUCGCCUUCAGCUUCGGCCUCACCGGUGAAAAAAAGAAAGAGCGAAAGCCUAGAGACGAAUAGCAAUAUCGUCGCCGACAAUCCUAAUGGCAUGAUCAACUUUAUUCGAUAUCAUACGGAAACGACAUCGAGCUGUGAUUCUUUAAAACCGAUCAAGGAUGAUUCUAGGCCUAAGAUUUCUAAGGUUUAUGUCCGCACUGAUGCUUCUGAUUCAAGCCUUAUAGUGAAGGAUGGAUAUCAAUGGAGGAAAUAUGGGCAAAAGGUGACAAGAGAUAACCCUUGCCCUAGGGCUUAUUUCAGAUGUGCAUUUGCUCCUGCAUGUCAAGUCAAAAAGAAGGUGCAAAGAAGUGCAGAGGAUCAAUCAAUAUUAGUAGCAACAUAUGAAGGUGAUCAUACUCAUGGCCAACCUUCUCGGCCGGAGAAAAACAACGGCACCGCCGCCAUUGUCCCACCAACUCCGACGAAGAAAAAGGCAUGCCGAAGUGAUGAAUCACCGGAGAUUCAAUGGCGUUUGGUUGAGCAAAUGGCAUCAUCCUUAACGAAAGAUCCGACCUUCACUGCCGCCCUUGCGUCGGCUAUUUCCGACAAAAUGCUUGAUCAUUCACCUUCAAGAAGCUAACUCUUAUAUAUAAAAGAGAUUGAAUUGUUGGUGUUUAAUUAGAGUUAGGCUUGAUAUAAAUGUAAAUAGAUUAUUGGUAUGAAAACAAUGAUAUUGAAUGGGAAGUGUAUGAGAUGUUCUUUG
Dioscorea cayenensis subsp. rotundata (Guinea yam) is the source of this 1110-nucleotide messenger RNA. RefSeq names its product WRKY transcription factor WRKY71-like. Gene Ontology annotation, molecular function: sequence-specific DNA binding; DNA-binding transcription factor activity. Gene Ontology annotation, biological process: regulation of DNA-templated transcription. The transcript is spliced from 5 exons. NCBI's taxonomy places the organism in Eukaryota, Viridiplantae, Streptophyta, Magnoliopsida, Dioscoreales, Dioscoreaceae. Bases 115 to 987 code for a protein of 290 amino acids. The record is from RefSeq and is a predicted model, not a curated record.